Messenger RNA from Cheilinus undulatus (humphead wrasse), 1073 nucleotides. It is a transcript of the gene tmem254, whose product is annotated as transmembrane protein 254. NCBI's taxonomy places the organism in Eukaryota, Metazoa, Chordata, Actinopteri, Labriformes, Labridae. The coding region runs from base 37 to 408 and encodes 123 amino acids. The record is from RefSeq and is a predicted model, not a curated record. The transcript has 4 exons.
CAGCGGGACCAGCGCAGAGCUACAACAGCAGCAGCGAUGGCUAAAAGUGAUGGAUGCGAUUACUUUAAAAGAACCAGCCUGUUCUGGAUUGUUUUGGUGACUUUUGGUGUUGGGCAUUUUUCCUGCAUGGUGUUUAUACCGGAAAAAAUUCCCUUCCAGUACUUCGGCCCGUACGGCACCUUCUGCAAAUACCUGGUGGAUAAUCACGCUGACCUCCUGUACAAAGGGUGGUGGGCUGCCUUUGUCGUCCAUGUUUUUGAGGCCAUUGUUGCAUUGAGGGUGUGCAGAAACAAAGGGAUCACCAACACAACCACUCGCUGCCUGUGGGUUUUCCAGACCUUUCUAUUUGGCUUCGCCUCCCUCGGCCUGCUCCUCAAGUUUGACCCUGAGCGUCCCAAACAGCACUGACAGAUACCAAACAAGCCGACAGGACAACACUGAAGAUGCUGAAUCCAGAAAAUCAAUCGCUGCCCUCUCCAUCUUCCUCCUUGAACACCUUUCUUUAAAUCGGGGUGAGAGGACAAGCAGGAGAAGACACCUGAACCUUUCUGUAACAUGAAGUUUUGAAGUGAACACUACUUUUUUACUCACUAACUUUAUACUACCCCCUUCAUUCCUCUACAUGUGCCUCUCCAACUCAUUCCACAGAGUCUCUAACCAUUAAAAAUGUACAAUUGUACAUUUGUAUUUUCUUAAUGAAUAAUAUUUAAUUUUUUAAAGAUGAUAAUAAAACUGAAAUUAUCUUAGUGUCAGAUAUCUUUAAUGAUCCUGUGCUGAGCUGAGGAUUUAGUGCAAUAGAAGAGGACAUUUUUCUCAAACAGUUUUAUAUUCUCAUGAUGUUUACAGUCAGCCUGUUUGAUGACAGUACAGAUAUUUUAUCAGAUGCCAUUAAAAAUUAAAACACAUAGGAAGUUAAGGUGCAUACGGUACAAUCUUUUAGCCCUAUAAGUUUGCUGCUGUGUGCUUUAACAUAUUUACAUUUGCUGAAGUGCUGUGAGAUAAACAUUUUAAUACAGACUGGAAGGUUUUUUAAUGUUGAAGCUGAAAAAUAAAGUGUGACUUAACAAACUGCA